GAUAGAGAGAGCGCAGAGAGAAAAGAUCAAUUCUUGCGCAGGUCAUUCUAUCUUGGGUUCUAAUACUGCUCGGCGCUUGCUUCAUCAAUUUCCGCGGCUUCUGUUGUUUGAUUUCUUAUUCUUAGAAAUGAGUGGUGCAGUGAGUUUGUCUGCAGUCUUGACAAAGUCCUUGAUUUCUUCUCUUCGUACCACAUAUUGUAGAAAUUUAGGGAUGCCUAUGACUCUCAUUCAUAGUUUAGCCGUCACCCAUGUUUUCAGAAAGCAGGCUAAGAUGUUCGGUUUGUGUUCUUAUGGUUCAAGAACCAAAACAUUCUCUACUUCUUCUUCAACAACCACUUUUGGCGCCACUCUUAGCAACUCCUCAUCCGAUUGCCCUUACCCUGAAUAUAAUCGGUUGCUACCAUGUCCAUCACAAAAUGGACUGCCAAGAGUCGAACAUUUAGUUGUCAGAGAAGGGGGACCUAUUCUCGAAUAUAUUAGUAAAGCAGUGGAUCUUCCUCCUCAGUUUGUUGCAGAUCUUAUCCAUUUUGGAGCUGUAUAUUAUGCACUAGUUUGUCCAACGCCUCCUCCAACUGCAACCACUGAGCAAAUUAAGAUUUUUAAAGAAGUGACAGACCCUGAUGUUCUUCGCAAAAGAAAAUCUAUCAAAGGGAAGACUUUCCGAGAAGCACAAAAAACCUUUCGCAUAACCCGUGUUGAUGAAUUUGUCGAAGCGGGUACAUACUUGCGUGUUCAUAUACAUCCAAAACGCUUCCCAAGGUGCUAUGAGAUUGACUGGAAAUCAAGAAUAAUAGCUGUUACUGAGUCUUACGUGAUAUUGGACAAACCAGCUGGCACAUCGGUAGGAGGAACGACAGAUAACAUUGAAGAAAGCUGUGCAACUUUUGCUACUCGUGCUUUGGGGUUAACAGACCCAUUGUGGACUACUCAUCAAAUCGAUAACUGCACUGAGGGCUGUGUUGUUUUAGCUAGGACAAAGCAGUACUGCUCAGUUUUUCAUGGAAAGAUCAGGGAGAAAAAGGUGAAAAAGCUUUAUCUUGCAUUGGCUGCUGCACCUGUCCCCGUUGGAGUAGUUACCCAUUACAUGCGUCCAGUGAAUGUUGCGCCUAGACUUGUAUCAAAAGAUAUUACUAAAGGAUGGCAUAUGUGCCAGCUUGAAGUCUUGGAAUGCAAAGAAGUUCCUUGGCCGACUGCCUCCACUGAACAGAAAUUGCGUAUUGACAACUGUGGUUGGCCCAAAAAGGAUGUUGCAUAUGAGUGUAAAAUCAACCUUUUAACAGGCAAAACUCACCAGGUUAGAGCUCAACUGGCUGCGAUUGGUUCUCCCAUAGUGGGUGAUUCAAUGUACAUACCCGCUGCGAUUGCAGAGGCAAUGAAUCCUGGACUGAACCCGUUUGGUGAAGAUGGGAAACAUUAUGAAAGCGAGGAUGAAAGAACAAAAGCUGUGGAAGAAUGGAUGGCGCAGCAUGGUAAGGAACCAAGUAUAGCAAUUGGUCUACAAGCAUGUCAAAUCUCGUGGGAUGACGGGGAACAUUUUUAUGAGGCUAGAACUCCUUGGUGGAGAUGAAGUAAAAUUCAAAAAUUUGACGUUCACUUCAUCAAUGCCGCUGUCGGAGAGAAAUGAUACCAGCGGUGUGGCUUUUGCUUGUGAGAAACAUAAAAUACAGUUGCAGCAGAAACACAAAAGAGGAUACCCACAGAAAUACACAACGGGUUCUUUCCUUGGCAGCAGUGUUCUGGAUAGGAUGGUUUUAUAGCCACUUUCACUAAGUCACCAGAUUUUGCAUACUAAAUUUUCCAAGAAUGUAAAAGAGUAGGGGUCAAUUUUUUUAUACAUGUAGUGAUUUCUAGGGUAACAGUCUACUUUUUUCUAUUUCUUGUUUUAUGCAAGUUUCCGGUGCAUUUUUUUACCCCA
Molecule: messenger RNA, 1915 nt
Organism: Papaver somniferum (opium poppy)
Lineage: Eukaryota; Viridiplantae; Streptophyta; Magnoliopsida; Ranunculales; Papaveraceae
Product: RNA pseudouridine synthase 6, chloroplastic-like
Exons: 9
Coding region: 128-1567 (479 amino acids)
Biological process (GO): pseudouridine synthesis
Molecular function (GO): RNA binding; pseudouridine synthase activity
Source: RefSeq, a predicted model, not a curated record